Phragmites australis (common reed) is the source of this 1249-nucleotide messenger RNA. RefSeq lists its product as uncharacterized. Lineage: Eukaryota; Viridiplantae; Streptophyta; Magnoliopsida; Poales; Poaceae. The transcript is spliced from 2 exons. The record is from RefSeq and is a predicted model, not a curated record. The coding region runs from base 1 to 1158 and encodes 385 amino acids.
AUGGAGCCCCAGCCCGGCUCGCCGACGUCGCCGUCCUCUCCGGACACGCCGUCAUCAGGCAGUGCCGAGGUAACCAUGCCUCCUGGAGUGAUGCCGGCGUCCGACGAGCCAAUGGAGGAGGUCGCUGCCCUUGAGCCCGGCAAGCAGUCGACGUCAUCUUCGUCGUACUCCUCGUCCUCGUCGUCGGCUGAGAGCCUGUUCCAUAUCGACGUGGCCGAGCUCAGCAGCCCGUUGGCGCCAGCGCCGGAGGACGAACAAGCCGCUCCCGUGCAGAGCGCCGAGGUCAAACCGGACGACUGGGCAAAGUGGCCGGAGCAACAGCCUCAGACCGUCGACGACCCGUUCUUGUCGGACGGCGGCGCGGCGCUCACCGGGCUGACGAAGGCGCCGGAGGUCCAGACGACGCCGAAGCUUGAGGGCGCCGCCGCGGGGGCCGGGGGCAACGGGUUCGAUCCGGAGAGGAUCCCGGCGUCCGUCUUCCAGCCCAGGACGUCAUUGUCCCAAGCCGAGUGGAGCGUGGCGUCCAACGAGUCGCUGUUCAGCAUCCAGGGCGCCAGCAACCCCGCCGACCUCGGCGGGUUCUACGGCGGCAGCAGGUCGCACUUCGACUACUUCUACGACGAGGCCGUGGCCUCUGCCGGCGGUACGGAGGCAGACUCGAAGCUGCCGACCGUCGCGGAAGGGUCGGAACCGGGGGACGCGUUGGACGGCGCCGGCGCCAAGGAGUUCACGAUGCCGGGCAGCGCGAGGUCGGAAGCCAGCGGCGGGAGCGCUGGGGCGAAGAAAGCCGCCGUGUUCCGGCGCCACGAGAGCGGCUCUGGAGGCAGCUCUAGCAACUUCUCCUUCGCCUUCCCAAUACUGGCAGAGACGUCGCCGAAGAAGAGGGACGGCGUCGCCGGCGCGCUGUACCAGCCGCUGCAGAAGGAGUACGAGCAGCCGCUGCCGCCGCUCGCUCCCCCUGUGUCGGCGUUCGAGGAGAUGACAACGGAGGAGGAACGGAGGAGGAGGACGGGGUGGUUCUGCUGCGGACAGUGCUGCGGCUGCUGCUGGUUCGCCUACUCCUGCCGCUCGUGCUGCUGCUGCUGCUGUCGAUGGCAGUGGUGGCGCUGCGGCUGCUGCCGCUGCUCCUGCCCGUGCAGCUGGUGCCUCUGCUUCUGAUAGAAUUGGCGGGAAACUACUCAUUUACCGGAUCAUUUGACCCGAGCCGAUUCGCGCCACAGGGUACGGGUUCCUGGUAACCAACUGAGCA